AUGUUGGAAAUUCUGAAUUACAUGAUAUUUCAUUUUCUGAACCAAAAAGUAAUAGGAUUAAACACAAAAGGAUUAAAACUUAAAAUAAUGUUACUUUUUCUUUUAAUUGAAAAUGGAAAUACCACCUAAGUUGUUUACAGUAAUUUUUUUGACAAUCCCCUCAUUUAAAUUAAUGGUAUUUUAUCAGUAAAAAUAAUAAUAGAUUGGCUCAAAAUUUCUAAAGAUUCAAAUUAUGAUUUUUUGUUUUAAUCUUGUGGGUCUGCAAACAUUUUAUAUAUUGACAAUAAAAACACAUAAUAUAAUGUUCUGAUUCAUAGAUCAUUUAGCUUAAAUCCUCAUGAUGAAGUCAUUAUUGAAUUUAAGCUUUGGAAGUAUCUAUUUAAAUAAAUAAUUUUUAGAAUCGAUAAUUGGAUUGAUAAUUAAUUCUUAAUAUAUGUAGAUAAUGAAAUCAUCUUAGAUUAACUUUACUCUUGUUCAUUAAGUGCAAUCAAUGUAUGUCGUGAUACAUAAAAAGAUGAAGUUACUAUGAUUUCAAAGCGUAUUUUACAUGAUCGCCCUUCAAUCUAAAUUGUAAUAUUUGCUUAGAAUGGAAAAUGGGGGAUUUCAGAAUUCAUAUUAAGUAUAAGAGAAUUUAAUAGUAUUAAAUCAUGCGAUUUUAAUUAAUGUUUUGAUUAAAGGAUAAUUUUAGAAUCAUUAACUUCUAUUCUCAUAUCAUCGAUUAAUAUUUCAGAAGGAUGGAAUGACUUAGGUUCAACUUCGAGUGUGAUAGAUUUUUGUCAUGGUAAAUUUAUAAAUAAAUUAGACCUUUAUUACCAUAAAUCUUAGAGCAAUUCAUUUGAAAAAUAAAUUUCGUUAGAUUUCCAUGUUGCUAUUAGUUUAAAAUUAAAAAUUAUGAUUUUGAAUUCUGGAACUACAACAAUCAUUCUUAAAAUUGAUGACAUUAUUGUACAAUAAUGGUUAUAUAAAUAAAAAUGGAUAAAUUAUGAUCACACUGAUAUAAAUUUUCAAGGAUUUUGGUAUCAUUAUACAUAAACAAAUGUUAAUAUUGUGAAUUAUGCUCAUACCUAACCUUAAAUAAAAAUCACUAUAUAAACUUCAAUGAAUGCAGUUUAUACACCUUGGGCUCCAUGGUUUGGGAUUCGAGAAUUUUAAUUAUUUACUAUACUUCAAAAUUUAAAUUAUAUUUGUAAGGAUAAAAAUAUAAACGCUUUUGAUGGAUGUUUUUCUUUCAUUUAUGAUUGUGUUUAGGGUUGUAUGAAUUGUAUAAACGGUAUUUGUGUUAAUUGUUUAAUGGGAUGGCAAUAUAUUGAAAUUAAUAAUAGCUGUAUUCCAAUUUGUGGCGAUCUUAUUUUAACAUAAUAAGAGGAAUGUGAUGAUGGAAAUGAAUAUCCUUAUGAUGGAUGCCAUAAUUGUAAAUUUUCUUGUCCUUUAAAUUGUAAUAUAUGUUAAUUUGGAUAAUGUUUAUAAGAGAAUAAUUCACAUUAAAUACAAUAUUCAAAUGUAUUCAUUCUAUUUCAUUUAGUUUCUAUUUGAUUUUAAACCAAACGUCAUUUUAUAUCAUAAUUAAUGUAAACAGUCUUAUUAUGAUUUAGAAAAGGAUGGCGAUUUUAAAAACUUUGAAUGUUAUUUAUAAGGAUAAAAUUUGGUAGCAGAAUUAUACUAAAAGAUUUUUAUUGAAUCAAUAAUUAUGUAGUAUCCAAUUUUAGAGCAAUAUAUUAUUAAUUAAUUAAAUUAAAUAAAGAUUUAUUAAUGUAAAUAAAAUGGUUUAGAAACAUGUUAAGAUUGUGAAAAUGGUUUUAUAUUGAGUAUAAAUCAAAGAGAAUGUGUUCCUCAAUGUGGUGAUGGAAUUGUUUAAGAUUAUGAAAUCUGUGAUGAUUAAAACAAUUUACAAUAAGAUGGAUGUUAUAAAUGUUAAUAAAGUUGUUAAUUAGAAUGUUUAUAUUGCAUCAAUGGAGAAUGUUCGAUAUGCUUUGAUGGAUGGUAAUUAAUCAAUAAAACUUGUUAAUAAAUAUGUGGAGAUGGAUUGUUAGCAAUUUAAUCUAAUGAAUAAUGUGAUGAUGGAAAUUAAAAUGAUAAUGAUGGAUGUUUCUAAUGUUUAUUUGAAUGUGUACCAUAUUGUUUAUAUUGCAUUGAUCAAUAUAAUUGUUUAAAUUGUUAAAAAUAUUUUGAACUCGUGUAGAACUCAUGUAGACCCAUAUGUGGAGAUUCAUAUAUAGUAGAAGGAUUGGAAGAGUGUGAAGAUGGAAAUUAAAUUGCUAAUGAUGGUUGCCAUAAUUGUUAAUUUCAAUGUGAAAUUGAUUGUAUAACAUGUAUAAAUGGAAAAUGCAAAGAGUACUAGAAACUAGAAGAACCUUAAAAAAAUGAUACAGAACCAAUAAUAUAAUAAAUAGAUUAAAUUUGUAAUGAAGGAUGCUUAUAAUGUUUAGAAGAAAAAUGUUAAUUAUGUGAAUAAUUUUCAACUCUUGAGAAUGGCUAAUGUAUUAAAUGUGGUAAUGGAUAUAAAUCAAAAGAUGAAUUAUGUGAUGAUGGAAAUACUUUAAAUAAUGAUGGAUGUUCAAAUAAUUGCAAUAUUGAAUAAGGUUGGGAUUGCAAUAACAAAAACAAUCAAUUUAGUCAAUGUUAUAAAAUAGCUUUGCUUUCUAUAAAUUUCUUAAAUUAAUCAUCUAAUACUUAAUAUGUAACUUUAACAUAUACAAAGAAAGUUAAAUUGAAUGAAUCUAACUAAAUUUUCUUAGAAGCAUUAUCAAUAUUUAUUCAAGAUAUCAACUCAAAUUAUUUUAAUUUAACUAUUGAACCUGUAACUGAAAUCAUUUUUGAAUCAGUAAGAGAUAUUAACUAUAUUAUUGAAAUCACUUUUCUUGAAAAGAUAGAAUACUAACCUAAAUUGAUAGUUUCUAUGAAUACAGUAUUAUUGGAUGAGAACGAAAUCAUAGUUCCUACAAGUUCUACUGAUAUUGAACUUAGAAUACCUUAAGUUAUGGAUUCAUUUUAAUUGCAAAAUACAUAAAGAUUGUAAGCUGUUGGAUAGAGAUUAAUGAUGGGACUAACUGGAUUUGGAGUAUUAUUAUUAAUAUUUGGAUAAUUAGCACAAUUUUUGGAAAUUCUUGAUAUUUUAUAAUAUCAAUCUUAUCUUAAAUUCAUAAAUAUCGAAUACCCUUUAAAUUUGUAGAUUUAUUUUUAAGCAUCAGAUUUUGUAUAAUUAAAUAAUAUCUUGA
Molecule: messenger RNA, 3215 nt
Organism: Paramecium primaurelia
Lineage: Eukaryota; Ciliophora; Oligohymenophorea; Peniculida; Parameciidae
Source: the annotation of a GenBank genome assembly